Chlorella variabilis is the source of this 246-nucleotide messenger RNA. RefSeq lists its product as hypothetical. Gene Ontology annotation, molecular function: structural constituent of chromatin; DNA binding. The record is from RefSeq and is a predicted model, not a curated record. Lineage: Eukaryota; Viridiplantae; Chlorophyta; Trebouxiophyceae; Chlorellales; Chlorellaceae. Gene Ontology annotation, cellular component: cytosol. The annotation marks the transcript as partial. The transcript is spliced from 2 exons.
AUUGGGAAGCGGGAGCUUAUCCAGGCGGUCAAGGAUCAGGCGCAGCUCUCGGGGCCUCAGGCUGAUGCGGCGGUGAACGCCCUGCUGGACACCAUUGUGGGCACGGUGGCCAAGGGCCAGCGGGUGGCCAUCACCGGGUUUGGCGUGUUUGAGGCGCGCACGCGGGCGGCUCGCCGCGGCCGCAACCCCAAGACGGGCGAGGAGCUCCAGAUUGCCGAGACUGUGGCGCCAGCCUUCAGCGCAGGC